This is a messenger RNA of Dibothriocephalus latus, 183 nucleotides long. Lineage: Eukaryota; Metazoa; Platyhelminthes; Cestoda; Diphyllobothriidea; Diphyllobothriidae. The record is from the annotation of a GenBank genome assembly.
AUGGCAAUACCUAACAACCAGAUAGAGGAGGAAGACGUCUACGCUCGGGAGCAGCUUGCGUUGCGAACAGGCCUUACCGAGGCUCGAGUCCAGGUGUGGUUUCAGAACCGGCGUGCCAAAUGGCGCAAGCGAGAACGUCUCGCUACCAGCGCCACUAUGACCACCAACAUGUACGGCGAGUUU